AUGGAGGAAACCCCACACUAUUCGCGUGUGGCGGAUGAGGCAGAGUCCAUAAAUGUGGUGACGGGCCGUAGCAUCUACUAUGGGAUGAGGCCUUGGCGGUGCGAUGAUCGUUUCCAGGACUUGUUAGCCUCGUUCUUGCACAUGGAUUCUUUAAUUGUGCAGUUGCAUCUGACGAAGUUGCUGUGGCGUUGUAGUCGUUCCGAGAAGGGGGCGGAGCCUGUCGAUGGGUACAAACGAUUAGGAAGGGGGGAGGUCAUGUUUUUUGUGGAUCGGUACCGGAGUGGCAUGAUGCGCACGGGCGUCUUUGAGAAGUACCCUUACAAUCAAAAUGAGUUGCAACGCAUCAUUGAAGAGGACGGUUUGAAGAUGCGUGUGUGGAGGCACCAACGCGAACUUGAAAUUGAGUCAAAGCAAGGGAAGAUUGACGACCUUCUUCGUAUGAAUGUUGUGAAGAAUACUGAACGGACCCACUCCGAUUGA
Trypanosoma conorhini is the source of this 480-nucleotide messenger RNA. RefSeq lists its product as uncharacterized. Bases 1 to 480 code for a protein of 159 amino acids. The transcript has a single exon. Lineage: Eukaryota; Euglenozoa; Kinetoplastea; Trypanosomatida; Trypanosomatidae. The record is from RefSeq and is a predicted model, not a curated record.